Molecule: messenger RNA, 1560 nt
Organism: Spinacia oleracea (spinach)
Lineage: Eukaryota; Viridiplantae; Streptophyta; Magnoliopsida; Caryophyllales; Amaranthaceae
Product: F-box/kelch-repeat protein SKIP6
Exons: 2
Coding region: 155-1288 (377 amino acids)
Molecular function (GO): protein binding
Source: RefSeq, a predicted model, not a curated record
UAAUACUACGAGCUCAAGAACUUAAAUUGACAAUAUCCAAUUACUCGUAAUAAACAAUGUUGGUGAUCGUAGUUUGUGACGUAUGAAUGUAUGAUUGUAGAAUCCACUUUCUCUCUCGCUCACAGUCACCAGAAAUCUGAAACAUCCGACAGCCAUGGCCGAUCAAUCCUCAUCUUCAUCCUCUGAUCCCACCGAAACACACCACCAUGAUCAAACCCUCAUCCCAGCCCUCUCAAACGACGUCGCAUUGCAGUGCCUAGCUCGAAUUCCUCGCUUCCACCACCCUUUGCUCUCUCUUGUCAGCAAAUCAUGGCGCUCUGCUCUCCAAUCUCCUCUCUUCCACGCAACUCGCCUUGCACUCAACACCACUCAAUCAUUCCUCUUCCUCAACCUCCGCCUUUUCAACCCCAAAGAUUCCUCGUUUUCCUUCAAAUGGUACUCUCUACAACCUUGUACAUUAGAUCCCCAAAUUACCCUCAUUCCAAGAAUCCUAAUCCCAAUGAAUUCCUCCCCGUGUCACCUAAUUGGGGCUUCUUUCGUCUCAAUAGGUCGACAUUUGUAUGUAAUUGGUGGAUCAGUCAAUGAUAUCCCUUCCCCUAAUAUGUGGGUUUUUGAUUGCUUGACCAAUAAGUGGGAAAUGGGUCCAAAAAUGAGGGUUGGUAGGGAGUUUGCUGCUUCUGGGGUGAUUAAUGGCAAAAUUUAUGUGUUGGGGGGUUGUGUUGUGGACAAUUGGGCUAGGUCUAUCAACUGGGCUGAGAUGUUUGAUCCGGUUACCGGGUCAUGGAGGGCGAUCCCAAGCCCGAUUGAGGUCAGGGAGAAGUGGAUGCAUGCUAGUGCAGUGGUGGGAGGAAGGAUUUAUGCAAUGGCUGAUAGGAGUGGGGUGAUUUUUGACCCAGAGUUGGGGGAGUGGAGUUCAGUGUCAACCGAGCUUGAUAUGGGGUGGAGAGGGCGGGCGGCGGUUGUGGACGAGGUAUUGUAUUGUUAUGAUUAUUUGGGGAAGAUAAGAGGGUUUGAUGUUGGGGAGAAUGAGUGGAAAGAGUUGAAAGGGGUAGAUAAGCAUUUACCCAAGUUCUUGUGUGGUGCAACUAUGGCUAAUGUAGGUGGGAGGUUGUUUGUUGUGUGGGAAGGCAAAGGGAAAGGGAAGGCAAAUAUAGAGGUUCUUUGUGCUGAGAUUUUGGUUAGGAAGAAUGAAUCAGGGGAAUUAUGGGGAUCGAUUGUGUGGUCUGAUGUGAUCAUUCUUAUUCCCAAAGGUUCCUCUAUUGUGCAUUGCUUGGAUGUCCAUUUGUGAGUUUCUCUGAUACUCAACAUCUGCAUUUGAUUAGGCAUUUCAAGGUCAAAUGAAUUGAAGCAGAAGCGUCUGGCCAUGUCUGCAUUCACAUCCGAAGAAAAAAGUCCAGACCCUAUGUAAAUCUGUACGUGUUGUUGCUCUUAUUGUCUUUGCUCAAAUGAUAAACUCCCUUACGAAUAAUAUGGGGGCAGUUUGCAAUGUUAAACUAAUGUAAUCAAGAUUGUUUAAACAAAACUAUAUUCAGCAUUAAAAAUUAUAUGCUGUUAAUUGCA